Molecule: messenger RNA, 1473 nt
Organism: Teleopsis dalmanni
Lineage: Eukaryota; Metazoa; Arthropoda; Insecta; Diptera; Diopsidae
Product: scoloptoxin SSD14-like
Exons: 5
Biological process (GO): glutathione catabolic process
Cellular component (GO): plasma membrane
Molecular function (GO): glutathione gamma-glutamate hydrolase
Source: RefSeq, a predicted model, not a curated record
GCUGAUGGCUUAAAAAUGGUGCACAGCAAUGAUGAUGCCAUGAAUAAAAUUCCACUUAAAUCCUCAUCCGGUUUGGAUGAUGAGGAAAAAAAUGGCGGUGAAUUUGUGCACGAUACAACAGCUGCUGAGGAAGCCAGACGUGAACAAAUGCGUGCAAAUAUCUUAAAAUGGGUUAAAAAAUUAACAAUUGUGCUCAUCUGCUUCAUUGGUAUUGCACUUAUUAGCUACGUUAUAAUUAGUUUAUGUUUUAGUGACUGGUCAAAGUCAACAAACUCAGCUUCCCCAACAACUUCCACUAACACUUCUCUUUUACCAGAUGAUACCGACAACAUUGUUAGCAGUAAGAGCAGCGGUAGUAGUCAAAAAAAUGACAGCACAAUUACAGAUGAAGAUUCAACAAGUCGAGAGGUUGAUGCAAAUAACAACAAUGUUACAUAUGUAGCUUCGUUUGGUUCGAGUGGAAAACACGUGAUGGAGACGACAACAAAGACCGCGACAACAGUAACUCAAACCACCUCAGCAACAGUCAAAGACUCUAGCACAAAAGCUGCUUCGUUGGCCCCAACUACCGUCGAAACAAUAGAAGAACCCAAAACUGGCAAGAGCACAUCCAAAGUGAAAGCCGAUUUACUCCACGAUACACCAAUUACAGAUACAAAUUUCGAAUCCAAAUUGGGUGUGUUUGAGCAGGCGGCUGUAUGCUCAGAUAAGGAGGUUUGCAGUCAAGUUGGCAGCCAUAUAUUGGAAGAAGGAGGCAGCGCUGUGGAUGCGGCCAUCGCUACAAUGUUGUGCAAUGGUGUGGUAACCAUGCAUAGCAUGGGCAUUGGUGGUGGCAUGUUGAUGAACAUUUACAUUAAGGAGCAAAAGCAUGCAUUCUCGAUUGAUGCACGCGAAGUUGCGCCUUUUUCAGCCGUUCAGGAUAUGUUCGACAAUAACUCUAAUUUAUCUUUGCAUGGUGGACUAGCAAUAGCUGUGCCCGGUGAAUUAAUGGGUUAUCAUCGAGCACAUGAACGUUUUGGUAAAUUAACAUGGAAGCAAUUAAUUGAACCAUCAAUUAAGAUAUGCAAUGAAGGCUUCUAUUUAAGUAAACAUCAAUGGAAUGCAUUCCAGUACAAACGAAAGCAUUUACUAAAUAAUACCGUCAUCACAAAUGUAUUCCUUAAUGAAACUACUGGGGAACUACAUCCAAUUGGUACAAAACUGAAACCACCGAAAGAGCUUUGCAGUACCUAUGAAUUAUUAGCAGAAAAUGGACCACUCGAUUUUUAUAAUGGUACACUUGCUAAGCUCGUAGCAGAGGACUUAAAGGACUUAGGUAGUCCCAUAACAUUAUAUGAUUUAGAAACAUAUGUUGCUGACUUAGUUAGCUCCAUAACCAUGCAAUUGGGUAAUGAUACGCUAUACUCCGUACCACCUAUUAGUAGUGGCAGUGUGGUGGCGAAUGUGCUCAGCAUUUUGGAGAACUUCAAUUUU